This is a messenger RNA of Talaromyces marneffei, 741 nucleotides long. RefSeq lists its product as uncharacterized. Gene Ontology annotation, molecular function: RNA binding. The transcript has 2 exons. Gene Ontology annotation, biological process: nuclear-transcribed mRNA catabolic process; ribosomal large subunit assembly; rRNA processing. The coding region runs from base 1 to 741 and encodes 246 amino acids. Gene Ontology annotation, cellular component: nucleolus; preribosome, large subunit precursor. The record is from RefSeq and is a predicted model, not a curated record. NCBI's taxonomy places the organism in Eukaryota, Fungi, Ascomycota, Eurotiomycetes, Eurotiales, Trichocomaceae.
AUGCCUGUCUCCAAGCGUGCCCGUCUCGUCCACGAGUCCAAGACCAGCAAAAAGAACCACAAGGAGCAAACCCGACGUCUUUUUGCCAAUAUUCGUGAAUGCGUCGAGCAAUAUGACCAUCUCUUCGUCUUCUCCGUCGACAAUAUGCGCAACACUUAUCUAAAGGAUGUGCGCACAGAAUUCUCCGAUGGCCGACUCUUCUUUGGCAAAACCAAAGUCAUGGCCGUCGCUCUCGGAAACACACCCGAGACUGCAUUCGCCCAAAACCUCGAAAAACUAAACCGUUUCCUCACCGGUGCCGUCGGAUUACUCUUCACUUCCCGCUCCCCGGAAGAAGUCAUUACAUAUCUCGAAUCCUUCCGACCAUCUGACUUUGCUCGUGCCGGAAACGUUGCGACCCGCUCCUUCACCAUCCCCAAUGGCGUCGUGUACUCGCGUGCAGGCGAGAUCCCGACCUCAGAGGAUGAUCCUAUCAGCCACACCAUUGAGCCCGCGCUCCGCAAACUCGGUGUUCCUACAAGACUUAUCAAGGGUCAGGUUGUGUUGGAGUUGUUGGAUGGUGAGAAGGGGUAUGUUGUGUGCAAGGAAGGCGAGACUUUGGAUUCGAGGCAGACUACGUUGCUGAAAAUGUUUGGUGUUGCUACCUCUGAGUUCAAGAUUGACAUUAAGGCUCAAUGGGACCGGGAGACUGGCGAAGUCAAGAUUUUAGAGAAACCUGAGGGUGCUAUGGAUGUGGAGUGA